UGAGGGUCAGUGAUACUGGAUGAACCUAUAGAUUAUUGUGUUGGGGUCAUGUUUUAUUUGUUUUAUUUGUUGAUUUGUUGAUUCUUCCUGUCAACACCAAUUGCAUGUAGUAGAUGUUGUAAUCUAAUUCCCUGAGACAGAUAUCAAAUCAUUGUGAGGAGCAGAGUUGUGUGAGGCUGUGCAUUUGAAGAGAUUGAGAUGGUCUUGACAGGACGGGUAUAGAUCAUACACUCAGGAAAGGACCAGUCAUGUCAGUCAGUCAGGAGGGACUACUGAGGUCAAGAGAGGACUGUUCUGGGCAAAUCCGACACUUAGAGAGAAGUGUCGGCAGUGUUGUCGAGGUAAUGGAGGAGAUGAUGAGAAAACUCGACUGCACAGAGAGACAGGGGACCAGUGCUAAUGUCCAAACCACCCCGACUAUGUCAGAGUUAAGGAGACUGCAGGCCCAGCGAGGCCACGAGCAUGUCGUGUGGCAGGCUGAGCUGCAAAAGAAAGAUAGACAGAUCACAGCUCUCAAGGAGGAGCAGGAGCGGCUCCUGCUACUUCUCUGGGGAGAGAGGGAGCGGUACAGGAGUGAGAGGAAGGACGUGGACAGGGACAGAGAGACAGAAAGGGCCGUGUGGAGGGAGAGGAUGAGCGACCGAGAGAGACAUAUACUGACAACCGUCUUGGCUGUAACAGAGAUGAAACUGACACUGAAUUGGUCUGCUGGUCCUGAAGUUCAACAGGUAAACACCGAAACAGUUUACAGGGAAUUUCAAAGAAAUUGCACAGAGCAAGAAACGAAAGGACAGCCAAUGCCGAGGAAGUUGGAGAGAGGCUGUAACUCAGGAGGACAGAAAUGGACACAUGACACGAGUUCACGGACGACGUCCACUUCAACGCUGACACCAGCUAUGGUAACAGAUACGGUAAAAGCAGAUGAGCAGGAAGCACUGAGGGCUCUACUGCUGGAGAAAGACAGACGGCAGCGGAGAGGGACAAAAGCCGCAGAGCAAACAGGGCACGGGGAGGGUGUGAACGCCAGAGCCGGAGCAGAGAGGAGAUUCUGGAGUCCGCUGCGAGGGUUUAGCUGGUUUGGCAUCACAAGAAAAAGCACAUCACAUGGAAGGGUGUCUGGGGCAAGAGAGUCCAGCGCGAGAAUGUAUGUGUAAUUCAGCCAACGAAGCAAAAAUAAUUGAUAAUAAAACUGAUUAAAUAAAAUUUCAAACACAA
This is a messenger RNA of Sardina pilchardus (European sardine), 1215 nucleotides long. RefSeq lists its product as uncharacterized. NCBI's taxonomy places the organism in Eukaryota, Metazoa, Chordata, Actinopteri, Clupeiformes, Clupeidae. The transcript has 2 exons. The coding region runs from base 249 to 1154 and encodes 301 amino acids. The record is from RefSeq and is a predicted model, not a curated record.